CGAACGUCUGCGCGGCGCAGCGCCCUGACUCAGUGUUGCGAAGUUGCGACAAUGACAGGAUGCUGCGCUCCCCACUGCACGAACCGAGAAGAGCACGGAAAGGCCUUCUUCUCGAUUCCAUGUGGCAAGUCUGUCUCCGUCGUGCGUCGCCGCCUCAAGUGGCUGCUGCGCAUGAAACGUCAGAAGCCGGCAGGAAGAGGAGCAAGAAUAUGCGAGGAUCACUUCAGCCAAGAUCAGUUUGAGGAGGUCCUUGUAAAAGGGAAGAAACGGCUGAAGCCAGAUGCCAUCCCCAGCAUCUUCAGCUUUUCUGCACCGUCAGAAUCGCCAUGCACGGCUGGUGACAUACCAAGUGAAAGUUCCUCCAAUACAGCAACAGAAGGAAUCAAAAUGGAAGUUCAGUCGGACACCUACAAUGCUUCCACUCCUUGCAGUGACAUGAAAUCGACACCCAUCGAAGGAAUCAAAAUGGAAGUUGAGUCGGACACCUACAAUGCUUCCACUCCUUGCAGUGACAUGAAAUCGACACCCAUCGACGCCAAAAAACCAGAAGCGUGUGUUGCCUCAGAACCACAGCUCUCAGUCAUGUGA
Molecule: messenger RNA, 588 nt
Organism: Rhipicephalus sanguineus (brown dog tick)
Lineage: Eukaryota; Metazoa; Arthropoda; Arachnida; Ixodida; Ixodidae
Product: THAP domain-containing protein 7-like
Exons: 6
Coding region: 52-588 (178 amino acids)
Molecular function (GO): sequence-specific DNA binding
Source: RefSeq, a predicted model, not a curated record